AUGGAUGGUAUGUCGCCCGCCGGCGGGAAGAAAUGUCAAUUCUGUGAUCGUCGAUUCAGCAGAAACGAGCACCUUCGCCGACAUCAACGGUAUCACACGGGCGAAAAGCCAUUCCAAUGCCAGUUCUGCAGCAAAUCAUAUGCAAGAAGCGACGUCCUUGCCCGCCAUCUUCGAAAUCAUGGCUCCGAAAACCACGGGGACGGGGCGAAUACGGAGGGCCGAGAAGAUCAAGAAGAUUGCAUGAUGACGACGCAAGAAUCCGCGCCAGAGGCUUCCUUUGAACUGCAGCAGAUGGACUUUCCUGCCGACCAACGUGCUCUUGGAUUCGGCCAUGAUGGCGGCAGAGGUCCCUCUCUCAACAACCUAGAGAACCGAGCUGAGCCAGGCAUAACCCCCAACGAGAAUACCAUCACGCAUGCGAUGCAACUUCCGGCCUCAGAACAGAUGCCGGCGAUGGAGGCUUUCCCCGUCUCCGCCACGGGCUUUGAUCUGAGCGCACUCUGCGGCUACAACUUCGACUUCCCUUCGGUCUUCGAAGCGCUCGACAGAUGGAUCACGCCCGCCCCAACGGCAGACCACGGCAUGCUACCCUUUUUAUCUCCAGGGCAGGAACCCCCAAAUACAAUCUCGGUCGACCCAGCCUCUCUAGAGCUGUCGAAGCGCGUGCAGCAGGCGUGGCCACGAAGGCGUGCGUCUCCCGUCAUCCGCGUGAUCCGCAACAUGUGGCGCUGCGCCGCCUCGCACACGGCCGACAAUUUCUUCUCGAACCCACUCGUCGCGGGCCCGUCUCGACCUCCGAAUGCCAAUAUCUCAAGAUCGAGGUGGAAUAUGGACGACGAAUGCCGAGCCAGACUGAUGUCAGAUUGCGAGACCAACCUCCUCCCGGCGGAGAGCUACACCGGAGGAGUCACCGCGCCGGGAUCGCCUCGCAUCUCGGUCCCUUCAAUGCAAGAAGAGGUGGAAGUGGAGGGCCUCUCGCCUCAAGCCCCCCGCCUCCCAUUCCCCUCGACGGAAACGUUGGACAUGAGCAUCGACUUCUACUUCCGGCGGUUCCAUCCGGUCCUGCCCUUCUUGCACAAAGCCACCUUCGACGCGAAGGCGACGCCCAGCUGGCUCCUGCUACCCAUCUGCUUGAUUGGAUUGUCGAUCCUCAACCCCGGCGGAUCCGAGGAUCUCAUUCGCCUGUAUCUCGGCCGGCUCAUACGGUUUAGUCGCUUGAACCUCACCUACAAGGGUUUGGGGAAGGGUGGAGCGCACCAACUCUUGACGUCCCUGGCGUCGGCGCUUCUGGUGCUGUACCUGGGUUUGAGCUGUGAGAAACUGGUCGACGAGUACCAGGCACACAUGCUUGCCAUACAGACGCUCUUCAUCGCCGACCGUCACGGGAUGUUCUCGGCUCUUGACGGGGAGACGGUGGCCCUGGACAUGUUCCAGAGUCAUUUGGCUCCGGAGGAACAGUGGAAGUCUUGGGCACGGGUUGAAUCCUUAAAGAGAUUGGUAAUAUGCUUGAUAUCUAUCGAUUCGGCUUACACCAGGAUGCUUGACCUGGCCGCCAACAUUGGAAUCGAAAGAGUGGACGUGGUACUGCCCUGUGACUCGACAUUGUUUGAAGCACCCUCGGCGGCCGUGUUCUUCUCCCGAGUGGAAGCUGGGGCCUCGAUGAUUGCUCACCAAGCCGAUCUAGCUGCGGCGCCGGUAGGAGCAGGGCCUUUGAUUUCCACCCUCGACCCUCUGGGUCUGAGGGCACUUCUCGACGUCCUCUCCCUGCGCGAAGCAGCAUACAGGCACAAGCUUCUCUCCAAGGCGACGUCUUCGUCCAGACUCACCUCCUUCGUUCCGGCGCUGGCAUAUGCGCAGAACGAGAGUGCGUCGAACAUUGCCAGGGCCUUGGUAUCCAUCGCCACCACCAGGAUGGCCGUGCUCCAGCAAGAUACGCCGGCCGCGUUGACCUGGAACCAUCUCUGCCUCCUGCUGUGCGCAGAUAUAGAUCGAGUCCAGACUGCGUGCAGCAGGACCGGCUUGGAGGCCUCACGCAAGGCCAUGAGGGACCUUUCCCCGUGGUCGCAGACGCCCAGCGCACGGCGGGCCGUCCUCCACGCGGCGCAGAUCUUCAGCAUUCUGUCGCAGCGGAGGGUCUCCGACUUCAAGACUCUGCUGCCGGAAUUGCUCCUGUCGAACGCGGCGCUGGUCAUGGCAAUGUACGUCUGCAUCAGUCCGCAGAACGACCACUCUUACACCGAACCCACCGAGCUGUUGCACAGACCGGACUGGUCCAGCAUCGGAGACCAAGGGUUCUGCACGCGGUCCCGAGUCGAUGACCGUGAUCACUUGACGAGGUCCGUGAACGACCAGGUCCGGCGAUUCAUCACAGAGGGAGGAGCAUUUACAUUCGGCGGCGAGACAUACUCCCCCGGCGCGGUAUCGGCGCGGAAGGUGGUGCUCGUCUACGCGCAGCUGGUCGACGAGAUCUCGCCCAGGCCUGGGUCGGAGCAUUCGCGGCUGCUUCGCACCAUUGGCGACUUUCUGGGCGGGGUAGCCGAGCAGUUGACGGCGGUGAUGGAGGUCGGCUGA
Messenger RNA from Cladophialophora immunda, 2571 nucleotides. RefSeq lists its product as uncharacterized. Gene Ontology annotation, biological process: DNA-templated transcription; regulation of transcription by RNA polymerase II. Lineage: Eukaryota; Fungi; Ascomycota; Eurotiomycetes; Chaetothyriales; Herpotrichiellaceae. The record is from RefSeq and is a predicted model, not a curated record. The coding region runs from base 1 to 2571 and encodes 856 amino acids. Gene Ontology annotation, molecular function: DNA-binding transcription factor activity, RNA polymerase II-specific; RNA polymerase II cis-regulatory region sequence-specific DNA binding; zinc ion binding. Gene Ontology annotation, cellular component: chromatin. The transcript is spliced from 3 exons.